This is a messenger RNA of Helobdella robusta, 498 nucleotides long. RefSeq lists its product as hypothetical. The record is from RefSeq and is a predicted model, not a curated record. NCBI's taxonomy places the organism in Eukaryota, Metazoa, Annelida, Clitellata, Rhynchobdellida, Glossiphoniidae. The coding region runs from base 1 to 498 and encodes 165 amino acids. The transcript is spliced from 2 exons.
AUGGUUGCUCGUUUCAGACAUCGAUAUGGUGCUUUGUCAGUGACUGUCUGCUACGCGCCAACUAAUGAAGCAACGGCUGAAACCAAAGACCUCUUUUACAGCGCACUGGAGGACUCGUUUCGCUUCACCAGGCUCACCGACCUCAUUUUUAUUUGCCUAGGCGACUUUAUCGCGGUAACGGGUGUUGACCACCGUAUGCCUGCGGUAGUUGGCCCAAUAAGUAGCGGAUUACCUAACAACAACUCUGAUUGUUUUCUGGAAUUCUUGCCUCCGCUAGACGUAAGACCUCUCUCUAGAUUCAAUAUCCGUCUUCUACGGGAUAAUGUCACUGCCGCAACAUACACGGCUGAAGUGGAGAAGUGUUUCAUCACUGCUCCAGAAAAUGAGUUCUCCUCGUGGGAUUCAUUUUGUGAUGCGAUGGCCAAACGGCUGAUAAGGUUUUUGGUCAUGCAGUUCCCAUGCGUCAUGAGUGGAUCUCAACCGCAACAAGGCAACUGA